CCAAAACUAAUGAAAAAUCUUCAUUAAACUUCAUUAAAACAACAAAAAUAUUCUAAAUCAGUAAAAUAUUGAGCGAAUUAAUAAAUAGUGAGCAUUAAGUAAAUAAUUUAAGGAAAGAAAGUGAGAAAAUAUAAAAAUCUUACUUUAAAAACAGCAAAAUCGUCUCAAAAACGAACUAAUUUUUAUCCCAAGUAAUAAAAACGAGCAGAACCAGUGGUUAGAAAACUAAAGUGGUUCCAAACAGUCAAAAAGGAAAAGAAAAAGGAACGAAUGCGAUUUAUUGACUUGAAAUAUUAACUCUUUUAUUAAAAACUAAAACGCCAACCACACAAAAUCUGCGAACCUCCAACACAGUAAACGACAGUCAAAACACAGUGCAAGUGCAAGUGCAGUGGAGUAAAACGCAAGCGCCAACCUACUUGACGUGUAGGUUGAAAGCUCGGCGCACUGCCAGAAGAGACCGAGAAGAUAAACAGGAAAGAUGGAAGCCACCCCGAAAGUGCACCGUCAUCGACACCGACGCUCGGAUUCGCGUCAUCAUCGGCACGAGCGUCAGAGCCAAAAUAGCAGCAACAACAGCAACUCAAACAGUAAUAAUAGUAAUAGCAAUGGUAGCGCUGGCCAACAACAGCGAAGGCAGAGCAAUAAUCAUAGGACAACAACGACAGUGAUAGCGACGCAAGCACAAGCACAAGCCCAAGCACCAGUGCCAUCCCCAACGACAACGGAUGCGAUAACAACAACGACCAGCACGACGACAAAUGUGACGCCAGUGUCGACGACAACGACGAUGUUGAACGACGCACAAGUGAUUGUGGAGUCACUGCAACAGUCGCCAACACAACAGCAAACGCACUCAAACGCAAUUCAAUCGCCAGUGCGUGAGCGUCGUGGUCAGGCGCGGACUAACAGAGCACAAAACGGUGCGCAAGGAUUAGCCGCAACCGCCGACACUACCGCCACCGGCGCAGCUGAUAUACACACCGAACUCACUGAGCUGGGUGACGAUGAGAUUAGAAGUGCGGAGGGAAUUUGCUCUAACAUAAUUGUCACCACGGUAAAUGAAAGACGUUCCCACUCCCAAGACACGCUGGAUCCGUUGGGCACGACGUCUUUAAGUCAGUCGACAACCUCACAACAAACGGUUUUGCUUGUAAAUGGACACUCGCCGCCACCACAGGAUGGAGAUGAAGAUGAGCAUGAAGUUGGUGUGCAGGAUGCUGGUGGCAACAAUGCUCAUGCAGAAACUGGCGUUGUGUCGUUGAAAGAAGAGGGUGCCACGCAAUUGGAGUCCCCUACAGCGCCCAAUGCGAAUGGUGCUGGCGGUGGAGGCGGCGGCGGUGGUAGUAGUCGCAAUUCCUCCGGCGACGCAUUGAGCUUACGUGAAACGCUGCAACAGCUACCACCUACGAUUACCCACGGACACCGUCAUCGUCGUACACAUUCACCACAGUCUCCUGCGCGUCGUACCCAGGAGGUGGACGCCUCAUUUCAUCGCGGCAUAUUGGGUUUCAUGGAUCGUGAAUUGAAGCACAGCUCGCCGACACCAUCUGCGUUGAGUGUGGGUAGCGGUAGCGUAGCGAGUGGUGGAGGUGGUAGUGGCGGUGGUGGCGGCGCAGCUGGCGGUUGCGGUACAGUACGUAAAAUGCAAUCUCUAUCGGAUCCGCAGGCGAGUCCCGCCCAACGUUCGGUACGUUCACGCAGUAGCCUGGAGAAGAGUCCGCGUCGCAAGCGUAGCAAAUCGGAAUCGCGUAGGCGACGCGAACGUAAACUAAUCGCGGCUGGUGAGUUGGAAGUGCGACAGGCGAACGAGACGCUAAUGCGUUAUUUGAAGCAAUGUUCGGAGAUGAAUGACGCCUCGCUGUCGGGUGAGCUGGAAAUCGAUCAAAAUUAUGAUGAGCGACGAGUGCAUCGCAAGACGAAAUCGCAACGGGAUAAGCGUGGGCAUUUAAUAAGCAAACUUUACUCAGCUGGCGGUCUCUCUUCCAUCUUACGUGAGCUUUCCGAUGACAUUGUACCAGCGGAGGGUGAGGAAAUCUACAAUCCAUUCACACCGGUCGUCUCCCCCACCGAGGAUACGCCCGCACACAUUGAUAAAAUGUUCCUGCAGACGUCAUCGGGAUAUCGACCAGUUGAGCACUGCUAUUAUAAACAUUCAUUUGUGGGUGUUAGCGGUAUGGGUGGUGGCAGUGGUGGCGGUAGUGGCGGCUCAGGUGGCGCCGGUGGCAGUGGGCGCAGUGGCGCUGGUGGUCCUGGUAGUGGCAGUGGGGCUGGUGGUGUACAACGCUUGUCUGCCGCGGGCGGCAGCUUGGCUGGCGGUUUGGAACAUGCUGGCAUGUUGCGGGCGAGUAGCAGUUUUGGUGAUACGCGUUGUUUACUGGAUGCCGAGUGUGGAAGGCAUCGUCAUGAGAUCACAACUAAUAUACAGUUGGCCUGCGCUGUUCAACGAAUUUGGUUACUCAUCUCGAAUAUCUGCCACGGUUUGCUAGCUGGUCUAGCUCUGGCACAUUUAUUAUUCGUUUUGAGUAGUCAUCCGAUGGAUUGGUCGCGUAUACUCAGUCUUGCGGGCGAGACUAUUGCGAAAGAUGUGAAGCAAGCAGGAGCAGCAGCAGAGUCAGCAGUUGUGGCGGCCACCACAGUUGCAACGUCAGUGGUAGACGGUGGAGGUGGUGGUGGUGGCGCUGGUGUGGAAGCAAUAUUAAGUGACACGCAGUCAUCGUUUAGCUUCGUAGAGGAUUAUGCAACAUUCGCUAAAAUCUAUCUGAACACAUUCUAUUGUCUGGCAAUUGUGUGUAUGGUUUCGGUUUUUGAUCGCAUGGACAUCUGCCGUUGGGACUUCAGCAAUGCCACCGAAUUGGUUUCGUUUCGUUGGUUAAUUAUUGCAAUGAUCUAUAUAGCGACAAUAAUAUUAACGAUCUGUUCCGAUUCAUUAGAUGAACGACUCUAUUAUAGCAGCAAUGCGAAUGUGACGCUAACACAAGAAGAAAUGUACAGCAACACCGUAUUGAGCGUAUGGAGUAGUUUAUCUGUGACGCGUAGCAUUGGCGCCAUCUGUGGUUGGAUUAUGAUCGGCCUUACGCCGCAUGAAGAUCUACUCUACGAGCAUUUGUUAGAUCUAACCAAAUACCAAGUGACAAAUAAUUGAAUGUGAAAUGUGUGGUGUAGGAGCGCAAAGGAAAGGCAAUAAAAUAAAAAAACCAAAGAAAAUAGUUAAUUAACAUAAAUAAAUUGUACAGUUUGUUUAAAAUAGUGGCAAAACUCUUCAUGCAAAUUUUACAUAUAAAUUGUGGAAAAAUGCGUAAAAGGAAAAAAUUUGAAGGAAGUUAUAAAUGAUUGUAAUAUGAAAAUAUAUACUAAAAAAUGUAUAUAUAUACAAAUAUAUAGAUAAUAUAUGAUAAAAU
Molecule: messenger RNA, 3401 nt
Organism: Ceratitis capitata (Mediterranean fruit fly)
Lineage: Eukaryota; Metazoa; Arthropoda; Insecta; Diptera; Tephritidae
Exons: 5
Coding region: 482-3145 (887 amino acids)
Biological process (GO): cilium assembly
Cellular component (GO): ciliary transition zone
Source: RefSeq, a predicted model, not a curated record